UAAACAGAAAACUCUUGUAAAGGACCUUUGUUAGAUUUUACGAAUACACGUGUGUGCCUUGAGGCAGCGUUCAUUUUUUUGUUUAAUGUGUAUGUUGAAAGCUUGACCAUGUUUGCCACUGCCAGCAUCUGCUCUUCUGGCUUCUGCUGUGCGUGUUCCCGUAGCAAGGAAGGAUGAGCUUUGUAGCCAAAUCCAUGCUGCUUCACUAGCCAUAACCCACUGCUUGCAUUUAGGAACAAAGUAAGAGGCCGAAUAUGUGGAGAUUAAAAGAUUAGGAAACUCUGGAUAUUGGCUGAUUUUUGAAGUUGAACCUAAGCUGUCUUAAGAACGUAACAGCUAAUACCAGUGCUACUACAACAGAUACUGAGGAACUCUGAUGCAGUGACUUCACGAUGAGGUGGUUGCUCUAACAAAAGGGUACACUCAAGCUCUGCAUAAUCCCAUACAAAGAUUUCUGCAACACUUCAUAUACUGGAUUCUGCUGGAAAUCAUUGAAAGGACCUCUUGAAUUUACAGAGUACUAAGUUGAAGGGAAAGCAAGAAGGGUAAGGUGAAAAGAUAGUUUAUCUUUUGUCAAGGUGAAAAGAGCAAGAGUUUUCAGUAUUCAAAUAUUUAAGUCACUUUUUUUCUCCCCCUUUUCUGCCUCGUGGGAAAAAGCCCUUUGAUUUCUAUUCUGUAAACUGUAAUUAAUGGUCAUUUGCUUCCUAGCUGCAUGAUUAAUUUCCUUGAGAUUUUGUUCCAGUGGCUGGCUUAAAUUUGCCCUUCAUUUGUACACAGGAAAUAGGUAAAUUUGGCUACCAGGAUUUUCUUGAUCUUUCCGGCUAGAGUCACAUACCACAGUUUCUUUGCCUGGGCUAAUUGCCCGAACAUUUAUAUAACUUUCUUUUUCUUGAUUAUAUUCCUACAGCUUCAUUCCAAUAGUGUUAAUAGGUAUUUCUGAGAACAUUCAGCGGUAAAUAUCCCGUGAAUGUAGCUCAGAGGAGAGAAGGUAGGUUAGGAAGUGGGGAAAGUCAUUUAGAGGGAGUAAAGAAAGUAAAGAGAGGCAAGAGAGAAGGUAGGCCGUUUUUGGGCAGACAGUGGACCCUGGCCAGGAACCAGGCUCUUGUCCCAUCCCCCUGGGCGGACAGAACUGCCAGGGAGGUUAAGGGAAGGUCAGGUAUUAUGAGGCAGUUAUUUUGAGGUUGGUGGUAUGAAGCACUGUCCUGGCACUCUUCCUGUUAUUCCGGUACCAGAAACCAGGUUACUAGUGGUAAUCUGCCUUGAAAAAUGCCUCUGACCUGUAAAUGCACCUGGAGAUUUUAAUGGCUUUGAAAAUUGAGGUGAUUUGAAGCCUUCAGUAAAACCACUUAGAGAAAUUAAAAGAAUUUCAGGGCCUGUUGGCUGGAUUCCUUGGUUUAUGUGGCUUUGUUGGUAGUCUAGUGGGUGUUCUUGACAGGAAUGAUUUGGAUUUAUUAAUGAUAGGCUUUCAAAUCAUAGUAAAACUGUGUCAGCCACUAUGGUAGGCAUUUUACAGAAGUUUUCUUUCUUAAUCCUCAUGAUUCUAUGAGGAAGUAUGGUAGAGUAUUAGUCCUAUUUUAAAGAUAAGAAAAUAGAGGCUUAGCAGUGUUAAGAGUGAUUGGUCCAAGUAAAUUUUUAUGAAGUCCUAGGCGGUAUUUUUCAAUAAGCUUUGUAUAACCACACUUAGCAAGCAGAUAACUUACUGGCACAUGCAUCAUUCCUGAUACCACCUCUCUCUUCCUUUCAUUCAGAAUUACUAAUUUCAGCUGGAUUCAAUUUGUUGUCAGUUGAUUCUGUAGUAAGGCCAUAUGUUGCCCCUCUGGAGGUGCUUGUCAACUACUCUGGACAAUGGAUGGAAAGAACUCAAGUGGAUCCAAGCGUUAUAAUCGCAAACGUGAACUUUCCUACCCCAAAAAUGAAAGUUUUAGCAACCAGUCCCGUCGCUCCAGUUCACAGAAAAGCAAGACUUUUAACAAGAUGCCUCCUCAAAGGGGCGGCGGCAGCAGCAAACUCUUUAGCUCUUCUUUUAAUGGUGGAAGACGAGAUGAGGUAGCAGAGGCUCAACGGGCAGAGUUUAGCCCUGCCCAGUUCUCUGGUCCUAAGAAGAUCAACCUGAACCACUUGUUGAAUUUCACUUUUGAACCCCGUGGCCAGACGGGUCACUUUGAAGGCAGUGGACAUGGUAGCUGGGGAAAAAGGAACAAGUGGGGACAUAAGCCUUUUAACAAGGAACUCUUUUUACAGGCCAACUGCCAAUUUGUGGUGUGUGAAGACCAAGACUACACAGCUCAUUUUGCUGAUCCUGAUACAUUAGUUAACUGGGACUUUGUGGAACAAGUGCGCAUUUGUAGCCAUGAAGUGCCAUCUUGCCCAAUAUGCCUCUAUCCACCUACUGCAGCCAAGAUAACCCGUUGUGGACACAUCUUCUGCUGGGCAUGCAUCCUGCACUAUCUUUCACUGAGUGAGAAGACAUGGAGUAAAUGUCCCAUCUGUUACAGUUCUGUGCAUAAGAAGGAUCUCAAGAGUGUUGUUGCCACAGAGUCACGUCAGUAUGUUGUUGGUGAUACCAUUACGAUGCAGCUGAUGAAGAGGGAGAAAGGGGUGUUGGUGGCUUUGCCCAAAUCCAAAUGGAUGAAUGUAGACCAUCCCAUUCGUCUGGGAGAUGAACAACACAGCCAGUACUCCAAGUUGCUGCUCGCCUCUAAGGAGCAGGUGCUGCACCGGGUAGUUCUGGAGGAGAAAGUAGCACUAGAGCAGCAGCUGGCAGAGGAGAAGCACACUCCCGAGUCCUGCUUUAUUGAGGCAGCUAUCCAGGAGCUCAAGACUCGGGAAGAGGCUCUGUCGGGAUUGGCUGGAAGCAAAGGGGAGGUCACUGGUGUUGUGGCUGCUUUGGAACAACUGGUGCUGAUGGCUCCCUUGGCGAAGGAGUCUGUUUUUCAACCCAGGAAGAGUUUGCUGCAACAGGGUGUGCUGGAGUAUCUGUCUGCCUUCGAUGAAGAAACCACGGAAGUUUGUUCUCUGGACACUCCUUCUAGACCUCUUGCUCUCCCUCUGGUAGAGGAGGAGGAAGCAGUGUCUGAACCAGAGCCUGAGGGGUUGCCAGAGGCCUGUGAUGACUUGGAGUUAGCAGAUGACAAUCUUAAAGAGGGAACCAUUUGCACUGAGUCCAGCCAGCAGGAACCCAUCACCAAGCCAGGCUUCACACGCCUCAGCAGCUCUCCUUGUUACUACUUUUACCAAGCGGAAGAUGGGCAGCACAUGUUCCUGCACCCCGUGAAUGUGCGCUGUCUCGUGCGGGAGUACGGCAGCCUGGAGAGGAGCCCCGAGAAGAUCUCAGCAACUGUGGUGGAGAUUGCUGGCUACUCCAUGUCUGAGGAUGUUCGACAGCGUCAUAGAUAUCUCUCUCACUUGCCACUCACCUGUGAGUUCAGCAUCUGUGAACUGGCUUUGCAACCUCCUGUGGUCUCUAAGGAAACCCUAGAGAUGUUCUCAGAUGACAUUGAGAAGAGGAAACGUCAGCGCCAAAAGAAGGCUCGGGAGGAACGCCGUCGAGAGCGCAGGAUUGAAAUAGAGGAGAACAAGAAACAGGGCAAGUACCCAGAAGUCCACAUUCCUCUCGAGAAUCUACAGCAGUUUCCUGCCUUCAAUUCCUAUACCUGCUCCUCCGAUUCUGCUUUGGGUCCCACCAGCACCGAGGGCCACGGGGCCCUCUCCCUUUCUCCUCUCAGCAGAAGUCCAGGUUCCCAUGCAGACUUUCUGCUGACCCCUCUGUCACCCACUGCCAGUCAGGGCAGUCCCUCAUUCUGCGUUGGGAGUCUGGAAGAAGACUCUCCCUUCCCUUCCUUUGCCCAGAUGCUGAGGGUUGGAAAAGCAAAAGCAGAUGUGUGGCCCAAAACUGCUCCAAAGAAAGAUGAGAACAGCUUAGUUCCUCCUGCCCCUGUGGAGAGCGAUGGGGAGAGUGAUAAUUCAGACCGUGUUCCUGUGCCCAGUUUUCAAAAUUCCUUCAGCCAAGCUAUUGAAGCAGCCUUCAUGAAACUGGACACACCAGCUACUGCAGAUCCCCUCUCUGAAGAGAAAGGAGGAAAGAAAAGAAAAAAACAGAAACAGAAGCUCCUGUUCAGCACCUCAGUCGUCCACACCAAGUGACACUACUGGCCCAGGCUACCUUCUCCAUCUGGUUUUUGGUUUUUGUUUUUUGUUUUUUACCCUCAUGCUUUUGUUUGGCUGCUGUAAUUUUUAAGUAUUUGAGUUUGAACGGAUUAGCUCUGGGGGGAGGGUGUUUCCACAAUGUGAGGGGGAACCAAGAAAAUUUUAAAUACAGUGUAUUUUCCAGCUUCCUGUCUUUACACCAAAAUAAAGUAUUGACACAAGAGAUCUCUUCCUGCCAAGGUUUUUAGUUCAUUGCCAGUUUAGUCUUUUUGACCCAUGUGUAAUUAAUUUUUCUCAACCCAAAAUAAGAUUGAAUCCCUUCGAGAUGCAUUAGAGCAGUCCAACCCGGAAUGGUGCACACACUGCUCUGCUGUAGCAUCAUGUCAGGCCUUCCUGGGCUCAGCACACCUCUGUCUUUUAAAAAACAGCUGAAUCUUUACUACCUAUUUAGUUGUUCUUGUUAAAGAAAUGGGUGGGAAUAAAAUGGAUUUAGGACACCCAGUUUGUAUUGCAGUUUAUUUUUCUUCUGACACAUGGCCAGGCUGUGGUACCAGCUUAAUGGAGUAGGCUGUCCCUGGCACUUGCAUGUGUCAAAGGAGGGUUUUGCCUCUUCUUGGGCAUGGCUUGCGUUGGUAAGGAAAGCUGUAACUCAUGAAGCCCUGAGACCUGCUACCCCUAAGAUCGACCUUGUUUUAGGUGACUGGCUUGAGUCAUAGGAACAGGAGUGUGGUACAGCUGCAGCAGAGCAGGGCCAUCUGAAGCGGUAGCAUUGCCACCAUCUCCCUCUAAUCUAGAGCAGUCUUCUUAUGCCUUGGUUUGAGCUGAAUUUGAUGUAAAUUCUUUUUCUGCUUAAUAAAGUGACCUCUAGGUGUGUUAGAAUGCGAAGGCAAAUAGUCACAAUAAAUCACCUGCACAAGCAA
Cercocebus atys (sooty mangabey) is the source of this 5066-nucleotide messenger RNA. It is a transcript of the gene RNF10, whose product is annotated as ring finger protein 10. The transcript is spliced from 17 exons. Gene Ontology annotation, molecular function: transcription cis-regulatory region binding. Gene Ontology annotation, biological process: positive regulation of transcription by RNA polymerase II; positive regulation of myelination. The coding region runs from base 1846 to 4143 and encodes 765 amino acids. Lineage: Eukaryota; Metazoa; Chordata; Mammalia; Primates; Cercopithecidae. The record is from RefSeq and is a predicted model, not a curated record.